AUGGCCACGUCGCAGUGUUCGGAACGGGGGAGAAAGAUUCUUUGUGUCGGCCUGUGCAACAUCGACAUCAUACAAACGUGUGACACGUACCCGGAGGAAGAUUCCGAUCAACGGUGCCACAACAGUCGCUGGCAACGUGGAGGGAACGCCUCGAACAACUGCACCGUGCUCGCCAACUUGGGGGCGCCCUGUGAGCUUCUCGCUUCCUUCAGUGACUCACCGACAUUCCAGUUUGCUCGCGAUGACCUGGCACGGAGGAAGAUCGAGUUCGGCCACUGCGUGUCCCAUCCCGGUGCAGAGGUUCCGCUUUCCACGGUAUGGCUAAGUCUAGCGACCGGAACACGGACGAUCGUGCACAGCAAUCCCAACUUACCGGAGCUGACGGUGGAAGACUUUGCGCAGUGCGAAUUGUCGGACUAUCGAUGGAUUCAUUUUGAGGGCAGACGGAAUACAACCGCGAUCGUACGAAUGAUCGAAAGGAUCGAUCACUGGAACAAGGCCAUCGUCGACGGGCACACGCCGAAAAUAACGAUUUCAGUUGAGCUAGAGAAGCCGCGUGCUUCGAACCUCGAUCUGCUCGUGGCGGGUAUCGACUAUGUCUUUGUUGGGAAGGAUUUUGGUCGCUUUCUGCACUACGAUAGUGCCCGUGCGGUGGUACUAGGCAUCAAGCGAUCGCAUCCUGGCCACUACGCAGUCAUCUGUCCUUGGGGUUCCAGUGAUACCGUCGCCGUGGAUGCGGAAGGCCGUUGGUUCAGUCAAUGCACUUACCCACCGGCAGCGAUACGGGACAGUCUCGGAGCUGGUGACACUUUUGUAGCCGGAUGCAUAUUUAAACUCGCCCACGACACCGGGGCCACGCUAGCAGAGGCCCUAGAGUUUGGCUCUCGCUUAGCCGGCGCCAAGUUGGCACAUUUCGGAUUUGAUGCGUCAUCGGUGCGAUAAAUUCUAGCUAUUCGGGAUGUUUUAAUGGUUGAUCAUUUCUUCCAUUUUAUUGCUGCUGUCGUAGUCUAUUCGAAAAGAAAUCGAAAACCUUCACAACUCGCUCCGUCCGACGCCAUGGCGGGACAUUCCUCUCCACGCGGUUAAAGCACACGCGGUGCACUCGCGAAACAUAGCAACCGCGGAAAUACGUGUCGCGGCCGGCUACGAUCGGUUUUUGUGUUGCGAUGUUGAAUAAUGAGCAAACGUUGGGCGUAUUAAGUAAACGACACGACCGUGUGGUCAAAUCAAGGUCCAAAACGGGUUCCCCCUCUGACGAUGUUGUUUUUUUGUUAUCUUUUUCUUAAACGAAACUUGUUAUACACUAAAUAACCCACAAAUAAUGCUACAGUGUUGUUAUGAUCCCUACAAUCGGUCCACACACACACAUACACACUUGUUUCACACAUGCACACACGUGCGAAAUAUAUUGUUUGCUGCCAAUAAGGAUGCUCCGUGCUGGU
Messenger RNA from Anopheles bellator, 1442 nucleotides. Its product is annotated as ketohexokinase-like. NCBI's taxonomy places the organism in Eukaryota, Metazoa, Arthropoda, Insecta, Diptera, Culicidae. The record is from RefSeq and is a predicted model, not a curated record. Gene Ontology annotation, molecular function: ketohexokinase activity. The transcript has 2 exons. Gene Ontology annotation, biological process: fructose metabolic process. The coding region runs from base 1 to 942 and encodes 313 amino acids.